GCAUUCAAGAGUCGGGGGUGUUAGCUUCAGCUAGCGCGGUACUUCAAAACAAGUGCUAAUCACCACAACCCCACAAGUACUGACCUACCGCGACAGGGACCGCGGAUCUGAAGACUGAACCCCCACACCUCAUCAUCACGGUCGUGAAUCUUGAGCUGUACAUGUACACAAAGACACAAUCAUCUCCAUUCCCGUCACCAUGUUCACGCUGUUUCCACAACUCCCCACAGAGAUUCGACUGCAAAUCUGGCGCGAGGCGAGUCUCCCCAGCAUACGCGUGCCUCGGAAUGCCGUGGUCCCCUUUGACUCCCGCUGGUACUUUGCUACACAAGGAGGAGAUCCGCCCAUCAAGGUCCAGUGCACGUCGCCCUGGGCGAUCCACGUGGUCAACCAUGAGGCCCGAGGCGUGACAGAGGAGCUUGCGGCCGAGCUGGGACUCGCAUGGGAGACUGUCCAGCCGUACAAGUACCCCAUUCUCACGCGUGACUUCCUACCGGAGGAGGAUCUCGUAUACCUACCGAGGCAUGGAAUCAUGAGGACGCUUCUGCCGGACAUACUCACGCUUGCGCAACAACACGAUGACACGCAUUGGGUGAACCGCAGCCUCAGCCGGAUACGUCAUUUACUUCUACCUGCGUUCACGGCGUACUACAGCAUCGAGCUCAUUGUGCGAGCCAUUGAGGACAUGCCCAACCUGGAACGGGUGUACGUGGCGUGGGGUGUCUUGCCAGAGAUAUUCUGGAGGGAAACAGAGCAGUUGCCUGACCACCCCUGGGGCCAGGAGUACGACUCAGCCGUGGAGAUUGACGUCCAGCCUCAAUGGACCCUCGAAUACCUCCCGCCCGUGCCGGGGGAUUAUGUCGUGCCCGACGAGGAGGACGAGGACGAAGCGAUGCCGGCGGAGGGAGACGUUGAGGUCGAGAUGGUUGUGGACGACGAGAUGUCAGACAAGCGGUGGGUCGAGAAGGGCAGUCUGUGGGAUUGGAUGUCCGAGAUCAGCGAUGCCAUCAAUAUUCUCGAACUGGGCGACAACUUUACAAGUCGGUUCACGGAUGACGAGGGCGAAGUGACCUUGGAUAUUGUGCCAGUCACGGUGGUGGUGGACGGCGACACGGUGCCCGACCUGGCAGAGGGGGGAGGGGGAGGGCAGGGACGGUACUGGUGUCGGUGAGUCUUUAGGAGGAGAGGUGUUAUUCGAUCAAUGAUACGACAUCGAAGUCUAUACUCUCAGAUCCAUUUACAGUAGAGUACUUUGUAGAGAUCUAUCCAGGGUCCCAGUGGGUACUACAACUGAGAAAUGCAGGGUAGGCGGAUCUGCACAGGCACCCAAGCCCGGUCGACGUCAUAACGUUGGCAUCUGCGCGCACGUCCCUACAAGAAUAAAUGAUGCGCAC
This is a messenger RNA of Emericellopsis atlantica, 1394 nucleotides long. RefSeq lists its product as uncharacterized. The transcript has a single exon. Bases 200 to 1171 code for a protein of 323 amino acids. NCBI's taxonomy places the organism in Eukaryota, Fungi, Ascomycota, Sordariomycetes, Hypocreales, Bionectriaceae. The record is from RefSeq and is a predicted model, not a curated record.